Molecule: messenger RNA, 1110 nt
Organism: Rubroshorea leprosula
Lineage: Eukaryota; Viridiplantae; Streptophyta; Magnoliopsida; Malvales; Dipterocarpaceae
Source: the annotation of a GenBank genome assembly
AAAUAUCCAACAGUCAUGGCACCAAGAGCUAUCCGGUUCUUCUGUUUCACUCUUCUCCUCUUCUAUCUUUUGUCUCAAGUCCAUUCAGAGCACAAAUCGCCAAUUCCAUCUAGGUUUUUCAUUAGAAAUCUCCAGGGCUCCCACAAGGGUGAUAAAGGUAAUGGCAUUCUUGUGCUUAGAAACUAUUUACAACGCUUUGGUUACUUGAGCUCUAUCACCAUGGAGCAGACAUCUGUUCAGAAUGACAAUUUUGAUGAUGAAUUGGACCUCGAUGUGGAGUGCCGGAAUAUCAUCAACGGCACCAACCCCUUCCAUUCUCAGUAUGUCUUUUUCCCAGGGAAUCCCAAGUGGACCAAGAACAGUCUCACGUAUGCCUUCGCUCCGGCCACCCGAAGGGAUGGUAUAUCCACCGUGAGCAAUGCCUUACAAAAAUGGCCUGGAAAAAUCCGCUUCAAAUUCUCCUUAACAAAUGACUACUCAAACGCUGAUCUUAAAAUAAGUUUCCAGAGACUGGAACAUGGAGAUUUUGCCCCGUUUGAUGGUCCCGGCAGGGUGCUAGCUCAUGCCACUUCACCGAUGGAUGGAACACUGCACUAUGACGGGGAUGAAAAUUGGUCUCUAGAAGCAACUCUAGGGACAUUUCACUUGGAAACCGUUGGUUUGCACGAGAUUGGGCAUAUGCUUGGACUGGCGCAUAGUCAGGAAAUAAGAUUUCUUUCUUCGCCUUGCUUCUCUGAGGUUGCUUUAGGAGAAAAGAUUGCGACUCAUCUACACGUCUCUCUUUUAACACUUUCCCUUCCCCUUGUGCAACAGUCGUUCCUCAUUGAGGCCAGAGUCCAAACGUCUGGAACUUCCAAUCUCAAGGAAAUUGUUGUCCAACCUCUUCUUCACGAAAAAUUUUGUUGUAUUCUUAGAAUAUCACGUUAAUAGUAGCUGAUAUUGAUAAAAGCAUGUUAUUUUUAUUUUUUUGUCAAAUAAUGGAUGAAAUAUGAAAGAAAAUGUUGAAAUGAUGUAUUUUUAUUGACCUGAGAUACCAUAAAAACUCUUUUUCUUUACAAGAUUCAAUUUGUAGUGAAUUAUUUAGGAGAUUAAUAAAAAAAAUAAUUUUUU